Molecule: messenger RNA, 1761 nt
Organism: Spodoptera exigua (beet armyworm)
Lineage: Eukaryota; Metazoa; Arthropoda; Insecta; Lepidoptera; Noctuidae
Source: the annotation of a GenBank genome assembly
AUGUAUGAGCAGUUAUUACAGCAGUUGCUUAAGAUGAUGGUACUACAAUACCAAGAUGUGAAUGCUCUAGUCAAAAGAGAAAUGGAGGAGGAACAAUGUAUGAAUUGCACCCUCUACGCAGAGUUCAACGAUACUUUCUAUAAGAACAUCACCAAAAAUGAGACUACCAUCAAUAAGUUCUAUUUCUAUCAGUCAGCACAACUGGCGAUACUAUGGAUGCUGCUCGUGACCAUUGUGGCUGGCAACGCGACCGUAGUGCUCGCGUUGUUACUCACCAAGUCUAGGAAGAGUCGGAUGAACUUCUUCAUCAUGCAAUUAGCAAUCGCAGAUUUAUUAGUGGGUUUAAUAAGCGUUCUGCCGGAUUUAAUACAGCGGAUCACAAUCACGUGGCUUGCGGGGUCCAUCACGUGUAAAAUGAUGAAGUAUUUACAAGGUGUAGUAACAUAUUCUUCCACAUACGUAUUAGUGGCACUGAGUGUGGACCGAUGUGAUGCCAUCACCCAUCCCAUGAACUUCACGGGAAGCUGGCGUCGAGCGCGUGCGCUUAUCCUUGGAGCAUGGUUCGUCAGCUUUCUGUUCUGUGUUCCGAUGCUAUUCCUAUUUGAUGAAGCCAAUGUAGAAGGGAUCUACCAAUGCUGGUCAGGCAUCAGCAAACUGCAGUGGAGGAUAUGGAUGACCAGCGUAUUUGUCUCUUUGUUCGUGGCUCCAGCAUUGACAAUAUCAGCUUGUUAUGGAGUGAUCGUGGUCACGAUACGACAGAAAAGCAAUAGAGUAUUAGGCAGACGAGCUACGGCCACUAGACAAUGUUAUGGCAUACGGGUAGUUGGGUUACCUGAUGGCAAGCAAUCGGAUGCACCAAAGAAGUUUCAAAUACGUUGCCGGUCUUUUGGGGAUAAGGGUUUCGGAUUUUUCAGGAUUGGGAAGGGAUUAGGAGGAGGGGGAAGGAUAGGACCUCCGCAAUGGAUUGACAAUGGAAGAGCAACCUCAUUAAAUACACCCGAGCCUACGGCACGUAGCGUUCCGCGCGCGCCUCAAAGAGCCAAUAGACCACCACAGACGAAGCCCUAUUGGGCUUAUAUUCUUAUAUUCAGUCGGGGUAAGCGCAAUGAGGUACCAUGGCAGGAGAAGGAACGGGGGGUGUUUAGUCGGUAUUUUAUAAAACACUUACGUAAGUACUGGAAUCUUUUAUUACUGUGGGAAAGCCAUGCUUCGGCACGAAUGGGUCGGCUCGACCGGAGUGAUACCACGGCCUCACAGAAAACCGGCGCGAAACAACCACAGCGUUGUGUUUCGCCGUUGUUCGUGCUGUGCUGGUCUCCGUACAUGAUCUUCGACCUGCUGCAAGUCUACGGCUAUGUGCCAGACACGCAAGGGAAUAUUGCUAUCGCUUCACUCAUUCAGAGCCUGGCGCCGCUGAACUCCGCUGCCAACCCUGUCAUAUACUUUAUUUUCUCCAACAGGAUAUUUGUCAGCCUAAGGAACAUUCCUCCGUAUAAGUGGCUAUGGUGUUGGAUGAGGGCGAGUGACAGCCCUGCUGGGAACGAAUCGCGGGCACACACAGAGCUGCUGACGUCAUCACAUCGACGGACUAGACAUGAACUCACUAUACGGGUAAAAGAUGACAGCGUGAAGUUUCCGAAGCAGCGUCUACAUCAGUGCAACAGCACCAACUCCAAAAAGGUUCGUUUACAUCUGCCUGACCAACAGAUCAAUAACAACUGCCAUCCAGCGCAACGAAGACGGGAUGAUACUUUCUUGUAG